AUGUCCAAUAAUGACUCGGGUCCGCCGGCUAAGCGGCAGAAGAAUGCCUCGAAUAUUCCACCGUCGUUCCGCGAUGCCAAACGCAAAGACAUUGACAACUGGGAAACCAAUCGUAUGCUUACAUCUGGUGUCGCGCAAAGGAGAGACUAUGGCAACGACUUCAGGCCCGAAGAUGAAGAAGCGACUCGAGUUCAUCUGCUGGUCCACGACCUCCGACCACCGUUCCUCGAUGGCCGCACCAUCUUCACAAAGCAACUAGAGCCGAUAUCAGCUAUUCGAGACCCUCAAAGCGACAUGGCCGUCUUUAGUCGGAAGGGAAGCAAAGUUGUUCGCGACCGCCGGCAGCAACGUGAGCGACAAAAGCAGGCCCAGGAGGCUACAAACAUGGCCGGUACAGCUUUGGGUAACCUGAUGGGAGUCAAGGAGGACGAAGGCGAUAGCGCUGUGGCUGCGCCUGUGGAGGAUGUUUAUAAAAGUGGUGGUAAUAAGUUCUCCAAACACUUGAAAAAAGAGGAAGGUGGUGCUAGCGCGUUCAGCAAGAGCAAGACUUUGCGCGAGCAAAGAGAGUUCCUCCCUGCUUUUGCGGUGCGCGAGGACUUGUUGAGAGUCAUUCGGGAUAACCAAGUCGUCGUGGUUGUCGGUGAGACUGGCUCGGGAAAGACAACCCAGUUGACCCAGUUCCUACACGAAGAUGGUUACUCAAAGUUUGGCAUGAUUGGCUGUACACAGCCUCGACGUGUUGCUGCCAUGAGUGUCGCAAAGCGUGUUAGCGAGGAGAUGGAGGUAGAUCUCGGCGAUGAGGUUGGUUACGCGAUUCGUUUCGAAGAUUGCACCAGUAGUAAGACUAUGAUUAAGUAUAUGACGGAUGGUGUUUUAUUGCGAGAGUCUCUCGUUCAAACCGAUCUUGAUAAAUACUCUUGCAUCAUCAUGGACGAGGCGCACGAGAGAGCUUUGAAUACCGACGUCUUGAUGGGUCUUCUCAAAAAGGUUCUCGCUCGCCGACGGGACCUCAAGCUGAUCGUUACCUCGGCCACUAUGAACUCGGACCGCUUCUCACGUUUCUAUGGCGGUGCCCCCGAAUUCAUCAUCCCCGGAAGAACAUUCCCAGUCGAUCUUCACUUCUCGCGUACCCCUUGUGAGGAUUAUGUCGAUAGUGCGGUCAAGCAGGUCUUGGCCAUUCACGUCUCGCAAGGUGCCGGCGACAUUCUUGUUUUCAUGACCGGACAAGAGGAUAUUGAGGCUACUUGCGACUUGGUUGACGAACGAUUGAAAUUGCUUAAUGAUCCACCAAAGCUUAGCAUUCUGCCGAUUUACAGUCAGAUGCCAGCUGAGCAGCAAGCAAAAAUCUUUGAAAGGGCAGACGCUGGCGUGCGCAAGGUUAUCGUUGCCACGAAUAUUGCCGAAACCAGUUUGACAGUGGACGGUAUCAUGUACGUUGUGGAUGCAGGCUACUCUAAACUCAAGGUGUACAACCCGCGCAUGGGUAUGGACACGCUUCAAAUCACGCCAAUCUCCCAGGCCAAUGCGAACCAGCGAUCAGGUCGGGCUGGACGAACCGGUCCUGGAAAGGCUUAUCGACUGUACACCGAGCCUGCCUAUAAGAAUGAGCUCUAUAUACAAACAAUUCCCGAGAUUCAACGAACGAGUCUUGCGAACACAGUGCUCUUACUGAAGUCGUUAGGGGUCAAGGAUCUUCUCGAUUUCGAUUUCAUGGAUCCUCCACCCCAGGAGACCAUUAGCACAUCUCUUUUCGAGCUUUGGUCCUUAGGAGCACUUGACAAUCUAGGUGAACUCACUCAUCUAGGUCGCCAAAUGACGCCAUUCCCUAUGGAUCCCCCUCUGGCCAAACUGCUCAUCAUGGCAUCAGAAGAAUACGGAUGCAGUGAAGAAAUGCUCACUAUCGUUUCUAUGCUCUCCGUCCCCAACGUCUUCUAUCGACCAAAGGAACGACAAGAAGAAUCCGAUUCCGCCCGCGAAAAAUUCUUCGUUCCCGAAUCGGAUCACUUAACCCUUCUCCACGUCUACACUCAAUGGAAGUCCAACGGAUUUUCAGACGCGUGGUGCACCAGGCACUUCCUCCACGCGAAGACUCUGCGCCGCGCCAAGGAAGUUCGCGACCAGCUUCACGACAUCAUGACCGUUCAAAAAAUGAGCCUCGUUAGCUGCGGAACAGACUGGGACCUUAUCCGCAAAUGUAUCUGCUCUGGCUUCUACCACCAAGCCGCACGCGUCAAGGGUAUUGGCGAGUUCAUCAACCUUCGCACCAGCGUUACCAUGGCCCUGCACCCUACCAGUGCCCUGUAUGGCCUGGGCUACGUUCCCGAGUAUGUCGUGUAUCACGAGCUCAUUCUGACCGCUAAGGAGUACAUGUCUACCGUGACAGCUGUAGACCCUCAUUGGCUCGCUGAACUCGGUGGCGUCUUCUACUCCGUAAAGGAGAAGGGAUACUCACAGCGUGAACGCCGGGUGACAGAGCUAGAAUUCAACAAGCGCAUGGAAAUCGAAUCCCAGAUGGCAGUGGAUCGUGAACGCGCCGCAGCAGAUAAAAUCCGCGAAGAAGAGCGUAGCGAUCCCAAGCGACGCAUUAAGGAAUUUGAAGCUGGCGGUGGAUCUGCCGUCCGCAGACCCGUUAUCAAGGGCAGCAAAAAGAUUGGCGGAGUGACUGCCUCGUCUUCUUCUCGGCCGGGUGCAAAUGGUGGCGGCAGUGGAGGCAGUGUGGUCAAGAAACCUGUCAUUCCGCGACGCCCGGGACGUCAGUUCUAA
Molecule: messenger RNA, 2763 nt
Organism: Penicillium waksmanii
Lineage: Eukaryota; Fungi; Ascomycota; Eurotiomycetes; Eurotiales; Aspergillaceae
Product: putative mRNA splicing factor RNA helicase (Prp16)
Exons: 3
Coding region: 1-2763 (920 amino acids)
Biological process (GO): mRNA splicing, via spliceosome
Cellular component (GO): intracellular anatomical structure; spliceosomal complex
Molecular function (GO): ATP binding; RNA binding
Source: RefSeq, a predicted model, not a curated record